Xenia sp. Carnegie-2017 is the source of this 1110-nucleotide messenger RNA. RefSeq lists its product as uncharacterized. NCBI's taxonomy places the organism in Eukaryota, Metazoa, Cnidaria, Anthozoa, Malacalcyonacea, Xeniidae. The transcript has 4 exons. The record is from RefSeq and is a predicted model, not a curated record. Bases 334 to 885 code for a protein of 183 amino acids.
UCUAAACUAAUUCGCACCCUGCAGUGUGAUAACAUUCACCUACUCCUUAUGGCAACAGUUCCAAUUAUCAAAAAAUAUGGCAUUGGCAUUCUCUUGGAGCCUUUCAUGAAUGACCCUUGAAUACCACUGAAUAAAUAAAGCAGAAGCAGACCAGGAACAUACACUUUAAAGUAAGUCUUUCAGUUUUUAGAAAAACAUUUUACACUUCGAACUCGUGCUGGUCAUGACCGCCAAUGCGAACUGAUUAAAGAAAACCCAGAACUGAGUAAAGCAUAUGGGCUUUGCAGGAGAUCAAUUCUUCGCAACUCUAGGUAUUUUCAUGUAGCAGAUGGCAUGCCAGGUGAUGCAAUGCAUGAUAUACUAGAAGGAGUACUUCAGUAUGUAUGUAAAGAAUUGCUGAAGGACUUCAUAUUUAAAGAAAAAUUUUUAACAGUGGAGCAACUUAAUGAAAGAAUUAACUCUUUUGAUUAUGGAUAUUUUAAUGAUAAAAACAAGCCAUCACCAAUCACCCGGACAACUUUGAAGAGUGAAAACAAUAGUUUAAAGCAAAAAGCAAGACAAAUGUGGUGCCUUGGAAAAUUCCUUCCUUUAGCUCUCGACAGUGCCAUUCCUCAGGAUAAAGAAAAGUGGAUGCAUUUUCUGUUGCUCCUUAAAAUUGUUGAAAUUGUUUUUUCACCAAUCACAAACACUGAUGAACUUGCUAUCCUGGAAGGAUACCUGAAGGAAUUUUUGUGGAAAUUCACCCAGCUUUAUCCUGGGCUUUCAGUUAUACCCAAGAUGCAUUACUUGGUUCAUUACCCAGCUCAUAUUUACAGUGACAUUUUCCCACGAAUUCCACAAACUAGCUUCAGUAAGAGCCAAUUGAUAUGUUUUGUUAAUAUCUAAAGAUAUGGCUGGAUUAAAGACAAUUUGAAAGUUAUUCUCUUGUCUACCGUUCGCCGCAAUGGCUCUUGUUGAGUCUAACUCAAUGCUAAUUUCGUCUUCUAAUAAUGCUUCAGACAUUAUAGUUGUAUUGAUAACAUUAAGCAAUAGCUUUGUAUAAUAUAUGAGCAGAAAUUUUAACGCACGUAUUUAUUUCUAAUUUUUCGGUAAUAACUUUUCGAUAUCGCA